Molecule: messenger RNA, 2319 nt
Organism: Fraxinus pennsylvanica
Lineage: Eukaryota; Viridiplantae; Streptophyta; Magnoliopsida; Lamiales; Oleaceae
Source: the annotation of a GenBank genome assembly
AUGGCAUCUACAUCUCCUUCCCCAAAUUCUCCGCCCGUUGCUGUUCCACGACCUUCUAACUCUCCACCACCGCAGUCUUCCUCUCCGCUUCCCGAUCCACUAAAUUCAUCACCAUCUGGUCCUCCAGAAGCACCACCAUCUCAGCCCAAUUUAACUACAUCCACUCCCUCUCCAAUUGCAUCUCCACCACCUCAAUCACCUCUAACUGCAACUCUUCCUUUCUCACCAGCAUCCCCUCCUUCCAUGGCUUCCCCACCAGCUACUACAUCUCCCCCUCCUCAGCCUACACCUGCUCCACCUCCUCCUGCCAAUUUAUCACCUCCAUCUUCCAGUCCUCCUCCAACAACACCUUCUGAUCCGCCUGCAAGGCCUCCUCCACCUCCUUCUAAUCCGCCAGCUAGCUCGCCACCACCUCCUCCUCCUAAUCCACCAGCUACCUCACCACCUCCACCAUCUGAUCCUCGUACUAGUUCACCACCACCUCCAUCAACAGAUCCACCAUUGAAUUCACCUCCCCCUCCACCACCUAAACCCCCUACAAGCCCCCCUCCACUUGUGCCUGAGCCGCCAAAACUUGCUCCACCACCACCAACCACAAAGCCCCCAGAAAGAUCACCUCCACCUCCACCUCCCAGGCCACCUGAGAAUUCACCACCCCCACCAACAUCCAAGCCACCUGAAAAUUCCCCUUCACAUCCAGCUGCUAAACCACCCCAAAAUUCACCUCCACCUCCGGUAUCAAGCCCUCCAGAAAGUCCACCCCCUCCAACUCUGACUCCUCCACCCACGUCUCCACCAUCUUUGAAUUCUCCUCCUAGAUCACCACCACCACCACCACCAUCACCUGUAAACCAAAUGUCACCACCUCCUUCGGCCCCUGUGUCAUCACCACCCCUGUCUCCUCCUUCAUCUUCCCUAGUUCCAUCGGGUAGUACGAAAACCAAUAACUCCAUUGCUAAUGUUCCACCAAGUUCACCACCCACAGGUGGAGGAGGCAUUAGUACCGGAGGCACAUUAGCAAUUGGUUUAGUACUUGGCCUUUUGUUGCUUAGUAUCGCUGGAACAGCAGCAUGGUGCAUAUGGAAGCGAAAGAAAAAGGUUUCUGGACUUGAUGGUGGUUAUGUUAUGCCAAAUUCUCUAGGCUCUUCCCCAAAAUCAGACGCUGCCUUAUUGAAGGUACACAUAUCAGCAUCCAACUACGGAAGUGGCUCUGUCCAUGAUUCCGUCUAUUCAUCACAUGACCCUGGUGGCUUAGGAAAUUCAAGGUCAUGGUUCACCUAUGACGAACUAGUCAACGCCACUAAUGGAUUUUCAGUACAUAAUCUCUUAGGCGAAGGAGGAUUUGGUUCUGUGUACAAAGGAAUCCUAGCAGAUGGUACAGAGAUAGCAGUCAAGCAGUUAAAGGUUGGUGGACAGCAGGGGGAGCGAGAAUUCAGAUCUGAAGUUGAGAUAAUUAGUCGCAUACACCAUAGACAUUUGGUUUCACUCGUAGGUUAUUGCAUUUCCGAGAACAGAAGGCUGCUUGUGUAUGACUAUGUCGCUAAUGAUACCCUCUACUUCCAUCUUCACGGUAAAAGUAGGCCUGUUAUGGAUUGGGCAACUCGUGUAAAAAUAGCUAUUGGUGCAGCUCGUGGAAUAGCUUAUCUUCAUGAAGACUGCCAUCCCCGUAUUAUCCAUAGGGAUAUCAAGUCUUCAAACAUUCUUCUAGAUAACAACUUCGAAGCUCGGGUUUCUGAUUUUGGACUUGCUAAAUUAGCUAUUGAUGCAAAUUCACAUAUUACCACACGUGUUAUGGGAACCUUUGGAUACAUGGCUCCUGAGUAUGCAUCAAGUGGUAAGCUGACAGAAAAGUCCGACGUGUUUUCUUUCGGGGUUGUGCUUUUGGAGCUUAUUACUGGACGUAAGCCUGUGGAUACAUCUCAACCCCUAGGUGAUGAGAGCCUUGUUGAGUGGGCUCGACCUCUUCUUAGUCAUGCACUUGAUACUGAAGAAUUUGAGGGGUUAGCAGAUCCUAGACUUGAAAGAAAUUACGUCGACAGUGAAAUGUUUCGACUUAUUGAGGUCGCUGCUGCUUGUAUUCGUCAUUCAUCUGCAAAGAGACCAAAGAUGGGACAGGUUGUGAGGGCUUUCGACAGUAUGGCUACCUCAGAUUUGACUAAUGGAAUGAGAGUCGGGGAAAGUGAAAUAUUUAACUCCGCGCAGCAAUCUGAAGAAAUAAGAUUAUUCCAGAGGUUGGCAUUUGGUAGUCAAAAUUACAGUACAGAUUUUUUAAAUCAAAACAGCUGCAGCAGUAGUUCAGAACCUGGUAAAUAUUAUUAG